This is a messenger RNA of Symbiodinium sp. CCMP2456, 2424 nucleotides long. Lineage: Eukaryota; Dinophyceae; Suessiales; Symbiodiniaceae. The record is from the annotation of a GenBank genome assembly.
AUGGACCAUGCAUCCCUGUGGUUUUGGGUCUUUUGCUUGAUCGGUCGUGCAAGAACAUGGAAUUCGCACCUCUCCACAGAGCAGCUUUACUCCUUCCAGGACCUCUACACAGACGCCCAAUACGGCCCGGACUUCGGCUAUUAUUCAACGGGACGUAUCCUCCACGUGGAUGGCCUCAAUGAUGCCGGGGUCGGAGGACAGGAAUGGUUUAACUCGUACACGACUCUGCCGAUGUCACUGAGUCCCCAUUUCGGCCAUGCCCUUUGCGAUCGUCUUGUCGCCAUGUGGGCUGCCAUGGGCAGCCCCAAGCCAUUUGUGGUGACCGAGUUCGGCGGAGGGACAGGCAUGCUAGCCCGAGACGUUCUGCGGCGCGCGAGAGAUGCCCACGGCGAGUUUUACGAGUCGAUGGCCCGUUAUAUUAUCGCGGAGCGCUCUCAGGCCAUGCGCUCGGCGCAGACUGCUACUGCGGGAGAGUUCGUGCCAAGCAAGCUUACUGUGCUCGCUGCGGACGGCCGUCGGGCUGCCUCACUGCGAACUUCGCUGGAAGCUGAGAUGGGCUCCCAAGGCACUCCCGGAGCUCCCGUCGUUGGAAUCCUGCUCUCCAACGAGCUCCUGGACGAGUUUGACCCGGUGAGGCUGCGCUUGGUUUGGCGCCUGUCACGGCCACCCUCGAAGAGGCGCUGUGGUGAGUGCAGCGCAUACCGGGAGGCUUAUGUAGCACACACCAUCGACACAGAAGCCCUCAUCAAGCUGGCAGACUCUGACUCCGUCGAGGUGAUACGGCAUGAGGGGCAGCUGGCCUACUGUGGAUUGCUCUCCACUGCUGCCAUGCGCCGUGUGGUCCUUGCCGUGGCAGAGGACCUCACGGCAGAGGAGCGGUGGCAAUGCGCGCCGAUGCUCGUGUGCUGUUUUCCCUUCGUUUUGGCAAUGAAUUCUGCUCUCCAAUAUCACCACGAAGUGCUGUACCAAGCAGAGGUGGAGCAUCGCGAUGAACAUGGCGAGCGUGACCUUGUGAAGCAGUACCGGUCCCUUUUGCGUUCGACCAAUGACACAGUGCCACUGACGAAGGAUCGCUACCGCCAGCUGCGCCGCAUGGCCGCGCAACAAGGCUCCGAAGUGGAGAAAGCGCUGCUAUUCGGCGUCGACACCAACAAUACGGAUCUCGAUGCGUCGAACUUCCCGGGCCGCCUGCGGAGCCUAGAGAUCUACUUGGCGCUGACACCGGAGCGCUGCCGUGAGCUGGCGCCCUGGCGGCGACGCCACGCCGCCCGCCUGGCGCACGCCGCACGCCUGCGUGACGUCUCAGCCCCAGCGUUUGGCACGGGCGGCCCAGGCCAUACGGCAGCCCACCUGAAGCUUGUCCUGCGUCCAGGUGAGGCAGAGUUCGUGCGGGAGACCGCGCAGCUGCUGGACGAGGGCUUCCUCGUCACCCUAGACUAUGGUGCCGAUGCAGAUGCUCUUCUCUGGUUCGCUGCCAUCCGACCUCAUUACGAUGGGAUCCACAUCAUGGAUGCCAGGGCUGAGUUCCUUGAUGUAUGCACUCUCGUCUCUCACUUGGAAUGCCCCGGACUCCAGGACCUCACGACAUCUGUGGACUUUACCGAGGUGGCAAUGGCAGGUGCUGAGUGGGGCUGGACGCAGAAGGCAUAUGGACCCAUUUGGCUGCUAGAGCUUGCAUUUGGCUACGGGCUUGGCCACUUGUUGGAACGAGCCGGAGGCCUCCAAAGCCCUUCCUUGCAGGCUUGGUACCUGACACCAGAGCAGGAUCCCUGGGCUUCCUUCAAGAUCCUCGUCCAACAUCGUGGGCAGCGUGGAGCAGGCUGGAGCCUUGGGCCCUUGGCACAGCAGUGGCCGCUCAGCCCUGUGCCACGUCUACUGCGAGGCCCAAGCCCUUGCUGGAGCCGAGACAUCACAAAACCCCCGCUAGCCAGUUUGGUAACGACUGCGACGCACCAAAAACUUGGCGACAAGGCAUGGAAGAUGUACGUAGCCGAUGCUGAGCGGUCUUGGCAGACGGAUUCCGAAGCAGUUGAAGACGAGAGCGUAGCCGAUGCACUUUCCCAGCACUUUCUUGCCUUCCUGCUGCAGGAAAAUAUAGGCCCACUGGUGGACCAACAGGGCGAGGCGCAGCAGCAAGCUUAUGCGGCCGCCCACCUGGCUGCCAUGCUCGUCGACUACUGGCACCAUCUCCAGCAGCUGCAGCCGGAGGGCGACAACUUGUCCGAUUGGGCCCAACUGCAAGAGCAAGUUCGGAGCAUGGCAGCAAACAGAAUGCUGCCAACGCUGUACGGGGAAAGGAGGUUUGACGAGGUUUUCCGACGACUGACAGACUCUGUCUUCGCACUGAACGGAUCUUCCAGCUGGGGCAACUCAGAAGCUUCUCCCCCGUACGUUUGUUUGGCCGAGAAGGCCUGGCAAGGCUAA